Messenger RNA from Mesorhabditis spiculigera, 2079 nucleotides. NCBI's taxonomy places the organism in Eukaryota, Metazoa, Nematoda, Chromadorea, Rhabditida, Rhabditidae. The record is from the annotation of a GenBank genome assembly.
AUGGCUGACCUAAUACCCUAUGAUUACAUGCUGCUGCCGUUCUCGUUUUGGUAUCGCAACUACGUGCUCGGCAAACCAGCACCAAGUCCAAGAACGACAGCCCUCAUCUGCCUUUUGCUCACGAUUCCGUCGAUAUUAUUGAUUAUCAACCAAAUCACCGGAGACUUUGAUCCAAGCGUGCUACGAAACUUAUUGGCUGAAAGAAAGCCCGAAUCGCUAUAUCCCGACGACUUCAGUGUGGCUAUCCCAAUAGGACACGAGAAUAUUUAUGAAUUUCGCGUAUUUAUCUUGAUCCUCGGUGUGACUGUUCCGAUGUUUCCAAGCUACGCCAUAUCCCUAUACUAUCGACGGAAAAUAUUGAAGAAGCUACACGAAAACGUACACAUGAGCCGUCGUACGGUAGAAGCGCAGAAAAGCUUGUUAAAGGCUCUCACGAUCCAACUCGUGAUCCCCUGCAUAACCAUGGCCGAGUCGAGCUCAUAUCUGUGGAAGCAGUUCGAGCUACCUUUCUAUGCCCAAAUACCUUACUUUGAAGAAUGGAUCUGGCUGUCGAUGUCGACGAUCAGCGCUCUAAACCCACUAGUAAUCGUGUAUCACGGGCAGGUCAACCAUGAAGACCCCGCUUGGACUUUUGCUGCUCGCCAGCUCGGUGACAGCACUUACAAUUGCGUGCCGGAGAACUCGACCUCCUACAAAUUCCCGAAGGGCUUUCUGUGGAGUACCGCCACCUCGGCCUACCAGAUCGAGGGCGGAGCCUGGGAGGAUGGAAAGGGUCUCUCGAUCUGGGACUCAUACACCCAUACUGCGGGAAAGGUCUCCGACAACAACACCGGUGAUGUCGCCUGCGACAGCUACCACCUCUACGAGAGCGACUUUGCCAUCCUGAAGCAACUUGGCGUCAAGUCGUACCGCUUCUCGAUCUCGUGGCCUCGCAUUCUGCCCACCGGCCUCAAGGAGAGCAAGAACCAGAAGGGCAUCGACUACUACCACAAGAUCAUCGACGGACUUAUUCGCAAUGGCAUCAUCCCCGUUGUUACCAUGUAUCACUGGGACAUGCCGCAACACCUGAUGGACCAAGGAGGCUGGCUGAACCCCCAGAUCAGCACCUGGUUUGCCGACUACGCCGAGAUCCUCUUCCAGGCCUAUGGACAUAAGGUCCCGUACUGGAUCACGAUCAACGAGGCCAAGUCGGAGACGCUGUACGCCUACUGCGGCACCAUCUCGAACCACGCGCCCGGUGGCUUCAAGGAGCACUGCAAGUGGGCCCCCUACCAGGCUGGACACAACAUGAUCCUCGCCCACGCCAAGGCGUACAAGCGGUUCGAGUGGUGCAUCAAGUGCCGGUUGACUGGAGCCAAGGUCGGAAUCACGAACGUCAACGGCUGGACCGUCCCUGCUGCCGGUGUCGACCAGAGCGUCGCUGAUCGCAUCAACCAGAUGCAGAACUACUGGUUCAUCCACCCCUUCUUCACUGGAGAGUACCCGCCUCGUCUCCGCCAGCAGGUCGACAAGCUGUCCAAGCAGGAAAACCGCACCGUCAGCCGUCUGCCGCACUUCACCGAGGCCGAGCAGAAGUACAUCAAGGGAACCGUCGACUUCUUCGGCUUCAACUACUACAUCACUCUCGUCGCUACCCCGAUUGCUAACUACUCCACCGCCACCAGCUGGUACAACUUUGACUGUAUGGCUUCUGGUACCUACUUGCCUGACGAUGUUGCUCCGCGCGUCCCCGGAGGAUGGGUGAGCACUUACGCCGAGGGCAUGUAUGCCUCGCUGGUUGAUCUCUACACCCGCUACAAGAAACCGAUCUUCAUCACCGAGAACGGAGCCAUGGAUGCGCAGCCAACCCCCGGCGUCUACCCGGAGGGCCUAAACGACGUCUUCCGCACCCGCUACAUCAAGGAGCACAUCACCGCCGUCGGCAAGGCCCUCAAGAACGGCGUUGACAUCAUGGGCUACACCGUGUGGUCGCUGAUGGACAACUUUGAGUGGACGGCCGGCCUCGGCACCAAGUUCGGCCUGUACCAUGUCGACUUCACCUCGCCAGCCAAGACCCGUACCCCGAAGGCCUCGGCCAUC